AUGUGCGGACCUCGAUCUCCUAAGGCACCCUGUUGGGCCCGGGGCUGCCGGGUACCAGGCACAGGGCUCCUCUUGCUCACCUACCUGGCUUACUUGGUGAUGGGCACCGGUGUGUUCUGGGCACUGGAAGGUCCUGCGGCCCGAAACUCCAGCCGCAUCUUCCAACGCGACAAGUGGAUGCUACUACAGAACUUCACAUGUCUGGACGGCCCAUCGCUGGACCUGCUGAUACGGGGCAUCAUCCAAGCAUACAAAGAUGGGACCCACCUCCUGGACAAUACCACCAGCAUGGGGCGCUGGGAGUUUGUGGGCUCUUUCUUCUUUUCUGUGUCCACCAUCACCACCAUCGGCUACGGCAACCUGAGCCCAGAGACCAUGGCUGCCCGUCUCUUCUGCAUAUUCUUUGCUCUCGUGGGGAUCCCGCUCAACCUGGUGGUGCUCAACCGGCUGGGCCAUCUAAUGCAGCGAGGGGUGCACCGAUGUGUCCAACGGCUGGGGGGCAGCUGGCAGAUGAGACUGCAGGAUCCUGGAUGAGACCCCGCGCUGGCUCCGUGGCUGGCGGGCUCGGCGGUGCUGCUCUCCGGCCUCCUGCUCUUUCUGUUACUCCCUCCACUUCUCUUCUCCCACAUGGAAGGCUGGAGUUAUGUGGAGAGCUUCUACUUCGCCUUCAUCACACUCAGCACCGUGGGCUUCGGCGACUACGUGAUCGGGAUGGACCCCUCUCGAAACUACCCAAUCUGGUACAAGAACGUCGUCUCCCUAUGGAUCCUCUUUGGGAUGGCCUGGCUGGCCCUGAUCAUCAAAAUCAUCCUGUCCCAGCUGGAGACGCCAGGGAACAUGUGCACCUGCUGCUCCAAGGGCGACAUCAAGUGCCGAAGCCAGAGGCAGGGCCAGGAAGGGGACCACAGCGUCCAGUCACCAGUCACCACAUCUGGAACCUUCCACUCAGGUUAUGCGACAUGA
This is a messenger RNA of Onychomys torridus (southern grasshopper mouse), 963 nucleotides long. It is a transcript of the gene Kcnk17, whose product is annotated as potassium two pore domain channel subfamily K member 17. Lineage: Eukaryota; Metazoa; Chordata; Mammalia; Rodentia; Cricetidae. Gene Ontology annotation, cellular component: membrane. The record is from RefSeq and is a predicted model, not a curated record. Gene Ontology annotation, biological process: potassium ion transmembrane transport; stabilization of membrane potential. The transcript has 5 exons. Gene Ontology annotation, molecular function: potassium ion leak channel activity.